GCCGCGCUUCAGCCCCGGGCUCGGCGACGAGGACGAGGAACGGCACCCAGCGCGGCUUCCGACGGCGCCUUCGGCCCUCCGGGGAACAGAACCUGCGUGGUCCGCAGUUCCACCGAGGCGCCAGGCACGAGCCGAAGCCGCCAGCGUAGAAUGCUGUGCGCAGCCUGGUUGAUUCCAACAUGCAUCGCCUUACAACUCACGUUCGGAAUCGGUUCCUGCCAGUACAAUCAUCAACCACCAGAGCAGCUGGAAAACAUAACGGACAUCUUGAAGAGCAUUCUAGAGGGAUAUGACAUUCGGCUUCGCCCAAAUUUUGGAGGAAAACCACUAUUCAUAGGCAUGGACAUAAAUAUUGCCAGCUUUGACAGCAUAUCAGAAGUCAAUAUGGACUACACGAUAACCCUGUACCUGAAUCAGUAUUGGCGUGAUGAGAGGCUUACCUUUAGCAAGGAGAAGUACGAGUUGACGCUGUCCGGUGACUUCGCCGAGAAAAUUUGGGUGCCGGACACCUUCUUCGCCAACGACAAAAAUUCGUUCCUCCACGAUGUCACAGAGAAGAACAAGAUGGUGCGGCUUCAGUCCGACGGACAAAUCACCUAUGGCAUGAGGUUCACUACUACUUUGGCCUGUAUGAUGGACUUGCACUACUAUCCACUGGACUCCCAAAACUGCACAGUUGAAAUUGAGAGCUAUGGAUACACAGUGUCCGACGUUGUAAUGUUCUGGAAAGAUCCAGAGCCCGUCGUCGGGGUUGAGCAGUCUGAACUUCCGCAAUUCUCUAUCAUUAGAUACGAGACGACUGACCGAAAGGAGAAGCUUGCCACCGGAACAUAUCAACGACUAUCGCUCAGUUUUGAGCUCAAGAGGAACAUUGGAUACUUCAUCUUCCAGACAUAUCUUCCAUCGAUUUUGAUCGUGAUGUUGUCGUGGGUGUCCUUUUGGAUCAACCAUGAGGCGACGUCCGCCAGGGUCGCUCUUGGCAUCACGACGGUGCUGACGAUGACCACCAUCAGCACUGGAGUUCGGUCCUCCCUUCCGAGGAUCUCGUACGUCAAGGCCAUUGACAUCUACCUGGUCAUGUGCUUCGUGUUUGUGUUCGCCGCGCUCCUCGAGUAUGCGGCCGUCAACUACACCUACUGGGGCGCGCGAGCCAAAAAGAAGACGAAGAAGAGCAAGGAGACCAAGAUUCCUCCACCACCUCCACCGACCACGGAUCCACCUUAUCCGAACAACGAGGAGAUCAUCGAGUUGCACGACGUGAGGCUGUCGCCGAUCCCUUGCCUGCGCAACCGGCAUCGGCCGCUGUCGGCGCCUGGCAGCGACAGCGAGCUCAAGUUCCCGCCGUCGUUCCGCAUGACGGGCCGCUUCCCGUACAACUCGCGCACUCUUCCGGCGGGCGCCUGCUACCGGGGCGCCGGACUGCGAGCCGCCGCGGACUACGGCGGUGGCGGCGGCUUCGCGCGAAGGCCGCGCGUGUUCCAGACGCUGCGACGAGGCGCGAGCGCCAUCAGAGCCUCCAUGCCUCGCAUCAAGGACGUCAACAAGAUCGACAAGUACUCGAGGGUCAUCUUUCCCAUCUCCUACCUCGUGUUCAACGCCAUCUACUGGUGUUUCUACCUCAUGUGAUUUGCAGCCCGCUGUCUCCUGCGAAGCCUGGGCCCCACCAUGUACUGUGUGAAAAACGAGGAAAACAAACACCAGCCUGACAUUCGAGGACCUCUCGCCGCUCGGGCAUCGAUGAACCGGUGCAUAGAUAACAUUAUACCGUGGAGUUUCAAGUGCGGAACCCCUUGGACGUAAGAGAACGAAUCUCGCGGCACUUUGAACACGGCUCGCACUAACACCAAUAACAACAUUAGGGGCAGCUGGGCG
Rhipicephalus sanguineus (brown dog tick) is the source of this 1872-nucleotide messenger RNA. RefSeq names its product gamma-aminobutyric acid receptor subunit beta-like. The transcript is spliced from 9 exons. The coding region runs from base 151 to 1626 and encodes 491 amino acids. Gene Ontology annotation, molecular function: GABA-A receptor activity; neurotransmitter receptor activity; extracellular ligand-gated monoatomic ion channel activity. The record is from RefSeq and is a predicted model, not a curated record. Lineage: Eukaryota; Metazoa; Arthropoda; Arachnida; Ixodida; Ixodidae. Gene Ontology annotation, cellular component: synapse; GABA-A receptor complex; membrane. Gene Ontology annotation, biological process: signal transduction; chemical synaptic transmission; monoatomic ion transmembrane transport.